AUGAACUCCUCGUUAAGGUCUACAAAAAAUGAAGAGCCGUGUAUCGUAUAUCCAUGGGAUGUUUGUGACGAGGAUGAAAUGAAUGCCAAAGCGAAUUUUCAAAACAAUUAUCUCGAUCACAUGAGCAACUUGAAGCUUAAAUCGAAAACGCCGUCAAACACGUUGACUACCAUAGCUUGUGGCGUCCUACCCAACGUGACCAAAGAGUUGAUAGAAGAGUACUGUGAAAAUGGUGUGUCCAUGGUUGUGUUCAGUUUUGAGGGUUUGUCACGGGAACAGUGUCUAAAAUUCGUUAACGAAAUUCGUCAAGGAGUUUUUAACUUCAGUUUAAAGAAGAACGACCGGAUACCGUACUCCAUGGCACUGGUACUUGAUCUCGAAGGAUCUCGCAUCAAAACUGGGUCUAUUUCUACUUCGGAACCCAACCAAAAUAUGAUAGAGCUUCCAACCAACGGUCAUGUUUACGUCACCAACGACAUCACGUAUAAGAACAAGUGUACGGAAAACCGCAUUUACGUGACCAGCAACAGUAUUCUCCGGCUAAAAGAACACGACCGGAUCUACUUGGACUACGGGAAAAUCGAAUUGGUCGUCAAAACAGUUGACGCGGAUGAGGUGUACUGCAAUGUAUACCGAGGGGAGUUUCUCGGGUCUCGGAGAUCAGUGCACAUAGCAGGGAUCCCAAUCGGUACGACGUCGCUCUCCGAAAAGGACGAAGAGAACGUCCGUAUUGGUAUCGAGCUUAAGGUUGACAUCAUCCUGAUUCCUGGUGUCAGAAACGCAGAGUUCUUCAAACGCGUCAAAAAAUUUGUCUGUGAUGAACGUGGCACCGACAUCGAUCUAUACGCGAAAAUCGACAACUCGGUGGGACUCGAAUGCAUCGACGAGAUAAUAAAAAGCGCGGAUGGCGUAUUCCUGCACCGACCUAAUCUAUCCAUGGAAUUAGGGUACCACCGAAUAUUCUUGGCUCAAAAGAUUGUUUUGACCAAGUGCAACAUAAUGGGCAAGCCGAGCGUGACCUACGGCGGAUUCCUGAACUCGAUGGAACGGAACGCGAUGCCCGCGAGCUCGGACGUCAACGACGUCGUCAACGCCGUACUGGACGGCACUGAUUGCAUUUACCUGAGCGUGACGAAGCGGUCCGAGCACCAGGUGCAUUGCGUGGAGUUCGCGUCGUCCUUGUGUCGACAGGGCGAGGCGGCCAUAUGGAAGCAACAGCUAUUCUCGGAGCUCAACAACAAGUCCAAAACUCCGAUCGAUCCUGCUCACGCGAUCAGCAUCGGGUGCGUGGAAGUGUCGCUGAAGUGCAAUGCAGCCGCAAUCAUAGUGAUCACCACGUCGGGGCUGUCUGCCAAAAUAAUCGCACGGUACCGUCCCAUGUGUCCCGUGAUGGCCAUUCUCAGGCACGGAAAGUGCGCUAGAAAGAUAUCGGUGUGGCGGAACCUCAUUGCGUUGCACUACAUAGAUCCUAUAGAAACGGUUUGGUCGAAAGACGUUGAAAAUCGUACGAAGCUCGCAAUGAAAUUCGCCAAAAAAAAAGGAAUAUUAAACCAGGGAGAUUUGAUUUUGCACAUGAGAUGUUCCAAACAAAACGCUGGUUUCGCAAACAACAUGAGUCUGUUCUACGUCAGCGAAGGAGACCUUGCCGAUACGUCUGAAGCUGAAAGAUCGUUUUCUACAUUGAAACGUAUUAAAAGAUUUUUGAGAAAUUCAAUGACAGAAAAUCGACUUAUAGCAUUAGCAAUGCUAUCAAUUGAAAAACAGAUAUCAAAAACAUUCCAAAUUUCAACGAAGAAGUAA
This is a messenger RNA of Sipha flava (yellow sugarcane aphid), 1800 nucleotides long. RefSeq names its product pyruvate kinase-like. Gene Ontology annotation, molecular function: magnesium ion binding; potassium ion binding; pyruvate kinase activity. Lineage: Eukaryota; Metazoa; Arthropoda; Insecta; Hemiptera; Aphididae. Gene Ontology annotation, cellular component: cytoplasm. Bases 1 to 1800 code for a protein of 599 amino acids. Gene Ontology annotation, biological process: glycolytic process. The record is from RefSeq and is a predicted model, not a curated record. The transcript has 10 exons.